Molecule: messenger RNA, 1804 nt
Organism: Microdochium trichocladiopsis
Lineage: Eukaryota; Fungi; Ascomycota; Sordariomycetes; Xylariales; Microdochiaceae
Product: general substrate transporter
Exons: 4
Coding region: 1-1587 (528 amino acids)
Biological process (GO): transmembrane transport; carbohydrate transport
Cellular component (GO): membrane
Molecular function (GO): carbohydrate:proton symporter activity
Source: RefSeq, a predicted model, not a curated record
AUGAGCGAGAAAAAGAACGCCCAGGAAGUACGCCUCCAGCAUGUCACCCUCGAGUCAGGCUCCGAUGGCGCCGUCCUGGCCACCUCGGCUCCUGCCGCGCAGUUCGAGGCUCACCAGCACGCCAUGACCCGCAUAGAGGCUAUCAAGGAGAACUGGCGGGCAUUGCUCUGGUGCAUGUAUGCCUUCUACAUCUGCGUCACUUUUGGUUAUGAUGGCCUUGCUGGCAGUAUCGUCGUGUCCAUUGCCGCGUUCCGCAAGGACUUUGGCACGCCGUUUGCCGGCGAUUACGCUGUUGAUGCCAACUGGCAGUUGGGAUGGUUGGCCGGCACCAUCGGUGGUAUGGUCCUCGGUGGUUUUGCUGCUGGUCUUGCAAUCAAUAAGUGGGGGCGGCAGCCUGCCAUUGUGGCCGGCUUCGUCGUCUAUAUCGGUGGCGUCUUUGCGCAAGUCUUUGCUUCGAGCAAUGGCCAAUUUUUUGUUGGCAAGCUCCUUACCGGUUUGCCCAUGGGCGUCUUCCUGACAGUCGCCCCGACCUACGGCUCCGAGAUGGCUCCCCUCAAGAUUCGCGGUGCCGUAGCCGCAGGCAUGAACUUCGCCAUCGUCCUUGGCCAGUGUAUCCUCUAUGGCGUGAUGCGUGAGGCCGCAUACUAUACCGGCAGCAUGCAGUACAAGGUACUCUUCAUGACGCAAUGGGGCUUCUGCGCAGUCGGCCUCCUGAUCGUGCCCUUUUUCCCCGAGUCGCCGUACUGGCUCAUGGCUCGUGGUAGAGAGGAUAAAGCCCGCCAAAACUUGAAAAGGUUGCACGGCAGUGGCUUCGAUAUUGAGGGCGCCGUUGCCGAGGUCAAGGAGUCGCUUGCUCGCGUUAGCAACGACAAGGAAACCCAAGGCUCACUGAGUGAAUGCUUCGGCCGUGAUCAGUGGAGGCGGACACUUGUUGGCGGUGGCAUGUUCUUCGUACAAAAUGCGUCAGGCGCCAUCUGGGUUGUCGGAAACAUGGCCUACUUCAUGCAGCUUGCUGGCUUGCCUCCGACCCGAGCUGCCGAUACAUCAGUUGGCUUGUCUGGCCUCAUGGUCGUUGGUAACAUGGCAGGUUGGUUUGUCGUCGAGAAGUUUGGCAGGCGAGGCUCCGCAUUGUACGGCAGUGCGGCCCUCACAGUCUGCCUGUUCCUGAUUGGUGUCCUGGCUGCUAUCAACGUCCCGAACGCCAUCUACGGCCAGAUUGCGGUCAUGGGAGUUUGGUCUGUUGUAUACCAAGCUACUGUCGGCACCGCUGCCUGGCCUAUCGCUGCCGAGAACGCGACCUCCCGCCUGCGAUCCUCGUCCCAGUCCAUCGUCACCAUGAUAAACGGUCUCUCGUCAUGCAUCUGGGCUUUUAGUCUACCCUACGCGAUCAACCCGGACCAGGGAAACCUUGGGGGCAAGAUUGCGUUCGUGUUUGGCGCCACAAUGGCUGUCUGCACCGUCUUUGUCUUCUUCUGUGUUCCCGAGACCAAGAACCGCACUUAUAUUGAGAUAGACGAGCUCUGGACACGCCGGAUUCCGCCGAGGCAUUUUGCCAAAACCAACAUAGUCACUGUUGGCGAGACAUAAAAGAGCGAGGCCUAGUUGCUCGAUGUAUUGUGGGAGGAAAGACCUUGUAGUGUAUUUCGGCAUGAACUGCUCACCUGAUCGGUUGGUUGGCUCAACCCUUAGAAUGUCAACAUUCGUCAGAUAGCUGCAACUCUGUUAGAUGCCAAGGACGCCCUGUCGCCCUUCAGAGAAGACAAAGGGCAGCAGUACCAGCCGGCACAAGAAAAUCGACAAAGCU